Molecule: messenger RNA, 1358 nt
Organism: Lolium rigidum
Lineage: Eukaryota; Viridiplantae; Streptophyta; Magnoliopsida; Poales; Poaceae
Product: E3 ubiquitin-protein ligase ATL6-like
Exons: 1
Coding region: 1-1203 (400 amino acids)
Source: RefSeq, a predicted model, not a curated record
AUGGCCCGGAAGGGUGGCCGCGGUAAUGGCUGCAGCUCCUUUCUCGUCCUCGUCGUACUCGUCGUACUCGUCGCUGCGGCGUCCGACAUCGCGGCGGCGCAGGGCGGCUCAGGCCGGGGACCGAGCUACCCGCAGAACUUCAACCCGUCCAUGGCGGUCAUCAUCGUCGUGCUCGUCACCGCCUUCUUCUUCCUCGGCUUCUUCUCGAUCUACAUCCGCCGCUGCGCGGGGGGUCCGCUCGGCGGGCCCGGCGAGCACCUCGGCGCCGGCGCCAGGCCGGGCGGGAUCAUGUUCCUCAACGCCUCGGCCGCCGCGCGGUCGAGGAGGAUGAGGGGGCUGGACCCGGCCACGCUGGAGGCGUUCCCGACGAUGGCUUACGCCGACGUCAAGGCGCACAAGGCCGGCAAGGGCGAGCUCGAGUGCGCCGUGUGCCUCAGCGAGUUCGAGGACGACGAUAUCCUCCGUCUCCUGACCAAGUGCUCUCACGCGUUCCACGCGGACUGCGUGGACGCCUGGCUCGCGUCGCACGUCACCUGCCCCGUCUGCCGCGCGAACCUUCUUGCCGACGCCGAGGUUCCGGCGACGGCCGGCAGUGCUGCUGCUGCGUCGACGACCCCGGAGCAGGAUCUCCUAGCUGCGACGGCGCCGUUGCCGCCGCAGGAAACUCCCACGGCGCCGCCGGAGCAGGUGAUGGUGGUGAUCGUCGAUGCCGAGGAGACGGAGGAGGAGAGGAUCAGGCGGGAGGAGGCGGCCGAGCUGGUGCGGAUCGGCAGCGUGAAGCGCGCGCUGCGGAGCAAGUCCGGCCGGACUCCCGCGCAGUUCCCGCGCUCGCACACCACGGGACACUCGCUCGCGCCGCCCGCGGAGAGCGCGGAUCGGUACACGCUGAGACUGCCCGAGCACGUCCUGCAGGAGGUCGUCGCGGCGGGGAAGCUGCGGCGCACGAGGAGCCUCACGGCGUUCCGAGAGGGCGGCCGCGCCGGCGGGAGGAGCGUCCGGCUCGGCCAGUCCGGCCGGUGGCCCAACAUGCCGUCGUUCUUGGCGCGCUCGUUAACGUUCUCGGCGUGGGGCUCCACGAGGCGUGGCGAGGCCGACGCGCCCGGUAAGGGCUCGACGAAGGUCGCCGGCGACGUCAAGGCCGCGGAACAGGAACAGGCGUGCGAAGGCGGGGCGUGCCCGCUGCCACUUGGCGGGCGUGUUUGACGUGGCUUUUUGACCUGAUAAAAAGUACACUGAAAUUAGGAACUUGCUUUGCCAGACAAAAAGAUUAGGAACAUGUCCUUGUCGCCGCCGUUAAUCCGCUUUUCGGCGGCCGAGUUUAGAGCAGGUUUUGUACAGAAACACUUUUCAGCUGUCCG